AUGAUUGGAAGCUUCGACUGCAUGUACUGGCAAUGGAAGAAUUGCCCAACAGGUUGGGCUGGAGAAUACAGCGGAAGAAAACGUAUGCCGACUAUCAUCCUCGAAGCAGUCGCUUCUUAUGACACAUGGAUAUGGCAUGCCUUCUUUGGAAUGCCUGGAUCAUGCAACGACCUCAACGUGCUUGCUAAGUCCCCGUUGUUUGACGAGCUCACUGCUGGUCAAGCCACUCAGAUCCAAUUUCAAGUGAAUAACAGGAUUCACAAUUUAGGGUACUAUCUCGCUGAUGGUAUCUAUCCGCAAUGGGCGACUUUCACGCGCUUUAGUAUUGUUCGAGGAGCAGCUUGUGGCUGGGAUAGAGAUGACCUUCGAUACAUCAUGUUGACUUAUAUUAUAUUACACAACAUGAUAAUUGAGGAUGAAAGACCAGAUGACAGCGAUGAGGAUUUGGAGUCCGAUGAAGAAGAGGAUAACACUAUGAGGCCCAGGUUGGCCCAGGUUUGGGAAGGACCUACCGGUGAAGACUUCGAUCCUGUUGGUAUAGAUGGUUAUUACUUCAACGGAUUCAUGGAUCGAUAUGAUGCCAUUAGAAGUGCAAACAGUCACUCAAACCUUCAAGAAGAUUUGAUAGAGCAUUUCUGGAACGUUCAAGGCAACAUGGAGAUCUAG
Messenger RNA from Rosa chinensis, 666 nucleotides. RefSeq lists its product as uncharacterized. The transcript has 2 exons. The coding region runs from base 1 to 666 and encodes 221 amino acids. The record is from RefSeq and is a predicted model, not a curated record. NCBI's taxonomy places the organism in Eukaryota, Viridiplantae, Streptophyta, Magnoliopsida, Rosales, Rosaceae.